AUGCCUUCUACUUCUCCCAUUGCGCUCAUCUUCGGAGCCGGUGCCAACGUCGGGCAGAAUGUUGGCCGGGCAUUCGCAGCCAAAGGCUACAGAAUCGCCUUAGUAUCCAGGAGCCUGAAAGAAGAAGACAGCAGCUCCUCCAAGGUUCACAUCCGGGGCGAUUUCACUGAUCCCGCUUCCAUAGCUGAGAUCUUCUCAAAGGUGAAAUCGCAGCUCGGAACUCCAUCGGUGGUAGUUUAUAACGCUGCUGCCGCAACUCGCCAAGAUGCGAAGAAUCCCCUGGGUCUCCCUCUGAAGGAUUUUGUUCGGGACUUCUCUGUGAACACAACCAGUGCUUUCGUCGCGGCCCAGCAAGCCGUGCUCGCCUUCGAGCAGAUGCCCGAGUCUGCAUCGCGGACCUUCAUCUUCACGGGCAACUGCACCAAUGUCGCGCCCAUCGUGGCGCUGAUGGGCAGCGGCGCUGGCAAGUCCGCCACGGCCCAUAUCAUCCAGUGUGCGGCAGAAGCGUACAAAGACAAGGGUUACAAAUUCUACUAUGCCGAUGAAAGAAACGCCGAUGGCUCGGCCGUGUACAGCGCCGUCGAUGGACCAGCCCACGCCAACUUCUACACCGAGCUUGCUGAGGGAACCUCACAGGGACCGUGGCAGCAGACCUUUGUCAAGGGGGUUGGAUACAAGAAGCUGUAG
Diaporthe citri is the source of this 687-nucleotide messenger RNA. RefSeq lists its product as uncharacterized. Bases 1 to 687 code for a protein of 228 amino acids. Lineage: Eukaryota; Fungi; Ascomycota; Sordariomycetes; Diaporthales; Diaporthaceae. The transcript has 3 exons. The record is from RefSeq and is a predicted model, not a curated record.